Myzus persicae (green peach aphid) is the source of this 1226-nucleotide messenger RNA. Its product is annotated as tigger transposable element-derived protein 4-like. Bases 24 to 908 code for a protein of 294 amino acids. The transcript has 2 exons. The record is from RefSeq and is a predicted model, not a curated record. Gene Ontology annotation, molecular function: DNA binding. NCBI's taxonomy places the organism in Eukaryota, Metazoa, Arthropoda, Insecta, Hemiptera, Aphididae. Gene Ontology annotation, cellular component: nucleus.
UCACGGUUCUUUUGUGUACUAAUAUGAGUGGUACCGAAAAAAUCAAACCAUUGCUAAUCGGAAAGUCUACUAAACCAAGAUGCUUCAGAGGAAUUAAAUCUUUACCAAUAGAUUAUGAAUCAAACCCAAAAGCAUGGAUGACGGCGUUAUUAUGGAAUAAAUGGCUUAAACAAUUUGAUGAAAAGUUGUUCAAGGAAAAUCGUAAAAUUAUAUUAUUUAUUGAUAACUGCACUGCUCAUGCCACUAUCCCAAAUUUAAAAGCGAUUACCAUCAAGUUUUUGUCAACCGACACCACUUCAAAAAUCCAACCACUUGGCCACGGCAUAAUCCAAAACUUCAAGGUUUUUUAUAGAAAAGAAGUGAUACGUAAAAUAACUUCUAAUACUGAACUUCAACGCACUAUUUCAAUUGAUUUGCUUCAAGCUAUACGAAUAACUGACAAAUCAUGGAGACAAGUUACGUCUGAAGUAAUAUCAAAUAGUUUCAAAAAAGCAGGUUUUCAACACCCGGGUACACUAAGUCUUGUUCAAACAAUUUCUUCCUACCAAGAACCCUAUCAAGAAAAAAAUCACCCUGAAUGGUCGUAUAUCAAACAAAAGUAUAAUUUAAUGCCAGAAUUUACUUUUAACAGUUAUGUCAAAAUUGAUGAUAACCUAACAAUCUGCAGCAAUUUGAACGAUUCUGAAAUAGAAUCUGAAGAUGCGGGAUUGGCAAAUAACUGUAUACGUGAUAAUGACAGAGACGAUCAUUCAACUUCAAGAAAAGUUUCUUACAAAGAAGCCACAAGAGCUUUAGACAUUUUACGUGAUUUUAUUGAAACAACCGAAGGAAUGGACAAUAUUCAUUUUGAAGCAUUAGGAACCAUAGAAGAUGCCAUGGAUAAAAUAAAACAUACAGAAGCGCCUUAAGUAUUUUCAUAAAAAAAAUGUUUUAUCUAAAGUAAUAUUAUAUUGUAAAUUUGUAAUUACAAAUUAUUCUAAUAUAUAAAUAAUACUAGUACUAUGCCGUAUAAUAAUUCAUGAGUAUUAUUUGCACUGUAUAUGCUAUUCUACCUAGAAAUGUAUAAACUAGGUAUUUUUAUAAUUGUUCAGCCAUAUUAGGUAAGUAUUUCAUAGUUGAUAUAGAAUAUAUUGGCAUAUAGAUCUAUAAUAAUAGUAAUAAUAGCUUUUGAUAAGAUUACAACUCAAUCAAUUUUCAAAUUCAAGGUAUUAAAAUAUUGUACUAUA